UGAAAGAGCGCGGAGCACCGAGGGCUCCCCCGCCCCGGAGGAUAUAAAUACAAGGAGAGGGAGGACGCGAACAAUUACCGGGACCUCUUUACUGUCUCACCGUCAACCAGGCACACAGGAGCCCUGACACCAUGAAGGGACUGAGGAUCAUCACGUUAACCUACGUGCUCACCAUUUUACUGCUCACCACGUUCAUCUCACAGUCAUGGGGUGCACCGAAGGGCUCGUUCCAGCGGAGAAACUGGACCCCGCAGGCUAUGCUGUAUCUGAAGGGCACGCAGGGACGCAGGUUCAUCUCAGAAGACCGAAAGGAAGGAGAUGUGUAUGACACGCUGCACUUAGAGACUCGCAGUCAGAACACAGAGAAGCUGAGUGUGGACCAGGCAGCCACCGUCCUGCUCAACUUUCUGCAGCGCGCCAGAGAGGGAGCUGAUGAGAACCCAGAUGAGCUGUAUUUCCAGGAGCUGCCCGUGUGGAAGAGAGAAUACUUCUGAUAGUGUUUAUAAAGCUGCCAAGAACAUCUGUUCCAUUCUGAGCGAAGGAGAGGAACAGCUGUUUUGUAAAUAUGGAAUGAAAUCCUUUGACAAUGUUUGAGAUUGGAUGUUUUAAUAAAACGAGUUGAAUCCAUAGCAACCACCCGUCUUAGCCUGUCUGAGGUUUUCAACUUUCUGUUUGCUGUGAUCACAGUGGUGUUACAUACACAGCAUUGGUGUGGUAUCAAGAUUUGAACAUUUAAAUGACAGGGUAAUUGGUAAAAACAGAGUAACUAUAUAACACAUCUGGAUGAUCAAAUAAUGAUAUGUUCUAGGAGUUCUCCUUUAGUUUUGACAAAAACUUUGCACACACUUUAUUCUCCGAACCAUCUUCAUGAGCUCAUCACAUAGAGCUUUUCUAACAAAGAGUUCCAACAUUAUCUAGGCUGCUUGCCCUUUACUCACUUGUGUUCCACCUCAUCCUAAACCAUCUCAGCUUGAUUGAGGCCAGUGACUGUAGAGACAUCGGAUGCAGUAAUCCAUCAUUCAGUAUCUUAGCCCUUACCAGGCCUGCAGGUGUGUUUGGCUCACUGUGCCUGCUGCCAUGUGCAUGUUGUUAUAUUGUAAGGCUGGAAAUUGGGUGGAAAUUAAAUGAAAUAUAGGAUAACUGAUCAUUUUGCUACAUAUGUGAAUUUUAGUAGCAACAUUAAGAUGUAAAUGGUAGCAAAUGAGCAAAUAAAUCUGAAAACUGUUAACACCACAUUAAUGUCUGUGGAAAUUCAUCAAGUCACUCAGACAUUUAUAUACAGGUCUGACUUCAUGUUAUUAAGUGGUGGUAAAAAUGGUCUAAAAAUGUAUCAUUUUAAUAUGCUAUUAUCAAAUUGACUUGAAAAUACAGUCUAGACUGCAAGAAUCUGAAUAGUUGUGAA
This is a messenger RNA of Mugil cephalus (flathead mullet), 1402 nucleotides long. RefSeq names its product spexin hormone (gene spx). Lineage: Eukaryota; Metazoa; Chordata; Actinopteri; Mugiliformes; Mugilidae. Gene Ontology annotation, molecular function: neuropeptide hormone activity. The record is from RefSeq and is a predicted model, not a curated record. The transcript is spliced from 6 exons. Bases 132 to 494 code for a protein of 120 amino acids.